Molecule: messenger RNA, 1079 nt
Organism: Lemur catta (Ring-tailed lemur)
Lineage: Eukaryota; Metazoa; Chordata; Mammalia; Primates; Lemuridae
Gene: DNAJC5B
Product: DnaJ heat shock protein family (Hsp40) member C5 beta
Exons: 6
Coding region: 379-978 (199 amino acids)
Source: RefSeq, a predicted model, not a curated record
UAUAUAUAUGAGUUUUUUUCUUCAUUUAAGAACAAGUGCUGAAUUGCCUAUUUGUUCAUUUGAAUAUUUUGCUCAGGAUUCUAUGAAAGGUGCAGAGAAGGCUUUGGGGCCACUCGCUGCGUGUCCCUGCCCAGGGGCCUGGGGCAGGGAGACCUGUGGGGAAACGCUUGCCACCCACCCUCCCACCUAGUCCUGAGAUUGCCCAGUUCUGGCCAGUUCUGUGGGAGAGUUUGGACUGUAUCCCAGAGGGAUAACCAAUUGGCUGACGGAGUCACAAAUGAAAAGUAACCUGACUCUAUCGACCCGCUUAACCCCUCGCGGGGGCAAUGAUGGAAAGGAGCAGCCGUGUGCUCUGAAAGAGUGGAACAGCCUGAGAAAAUGGCAUGUAACAUACCUAACCAAAGACAGCGGACUCUGUCAACAACCGGAGAAGCUCUAUAUGAAAUUCUUGGUCUGCAAAAGGGAGCAUCAAAUGAAGAAAUUAAGAAAACCUACAGAAAAUUGGCCCUGAAACAUCAUCCAGACAAGAAUCCCGAUGAUCCAGCUGCUGCCGAAAAGUUUAAAGAAAUCAACAACGCCCACACCAUACUCACGGAUCUCUCCAAGAGAAGCAUAUACGACAAAUACGGAUCGCUGGGACUCUACGUGGCAGAGCAAUUCGGGGACGAAAAUGUUAACACCUACUUCAUGCUGUCAAGCUGGUGGGCAAAGACCCUGUUUGUCAUCAUCGGCCUCUUGACAGGCUGCUAUUUUUGCUGCUGUCUGUGCUGCUGCUGCAACUGUUGCUGUGGACACUGCCGGCCCAAAUCAUCGACGCCAGAGGAGGACUUCUAUGUGUCCCCAGAGGAUCUCGAGGAGCAGAUCAAGACCGACAUGGAAAAAGAUGCGGACUUUCCAGUUGUUCUCCAGCCUUCAAAUGCAAAUGAGAAAACACAGCUGAUCAGAGAAGAACCUCGAUGCUACUGCACAGACUCUUGAUAGUGAUCCCACGGAGAGUCCACAGGACCUCCCCUCGGUUCAGCCACAUCUCCAGGUGGUCAUGGGGGAGCGUGUGGGGCAUAAAAUGCUGUGAACUUUUC